CCUGCCCGCGUCCUGCCCGUGUCCUGCCCGCGUCCUGCCCGCGUCCUGCCUGCCGUGGCUCCCCUCCUCGCCAUGUGUCCCCUACCUGCCGCGGGUCCUCUCUCUGCUGUGUCUCCCCUUCCUGCCCUGGGUCCCCUCCUUGCCAUGCGUCCCCAGCCCGCUGCUCCCCCUCUGCCCACCUCUGACCGCGAAUUCCCUCCCGCAGGAGAUGGAGCUGGAGCCCCGGGGGAACGGCCUGGAGCCGGUGGGACACUACGAAGAGAUCGAGAUUUCCGAGAGCAGCGUCAACAACGGCCCCGAGCACAUCGGCCCCCACUGCUUCGAGCUGCUCCGCGUCCUGGGCAAGGGUGGCUACGGCAAGGUGUUCCAGGUGCGCAAAGUGCAGGGCACCAACACGGGGAAGAUCUUCGCCAUGAAGGUCCUGAAGAAGGCCAAGAUCGCCUGCAACGCCAAGGACACGGCGCACACCCGUGCGGAGAGGAACAUCCUGGAGGCUGUCAAGCACCCCUUCAUCGUCGACCUCAUCUACGCCUUCCAGACGGGCGGCAAGCUCUACCUCAUCCUGGAGUGCCUCAGCGGUGGAGAGCUCUUCAUGCAGCUGGAGCGGGAAGGGAUUUUCCUGGAGGACACUGCCUGUUUCUACCUGAGCGAGAUCACGCUGGCACUGGGUCACCUGCAUUCCCACGGGAUCAUCUACCGGGAUCUUAAGCCGGAGAAUAUCAUGCUCAACAGCCAAGGUCACAUCAAGCUGACCGACUUCGGCCUGUGCAAGGAGUCCAUCCACGACGGAGCCGUCACCCACACCUUCUGCGGCACCAUCGAGUACAUGGCCCCCGAGAUCCUGGUGCGGAGCGGGCACAACCGGGCAGUGGACUGGUGGAGCCUGGGCGCCCUGAUGUACGACAUGCUCACCGGAUCGCCGCCGUUCACCGCCGAGAACCGCAAGAAGACCAUCGACAAGAUCCUCAAGGGGAAGCUGGUGCUGCCGCCCUACCUGACGCCCGACGCUCGGGACCUCCUCAAGAAGUUCCUCAAGCGGAACCCCAGCCAGCGGGUUGGGGGGGGCCCCGGCGACGCGGCCGAUGUGCAGAAACAGCCCUUCUUCCGCCACAUCAACUGGGAGGACCUGCUGGCGCGCAGGCUGGAUCCGCCCUUCAAGCCCUGCCUGCAGUCGGAGGAGGAUGUGAGCCAGUUCGACACGCGCUUCACCCGCCAGACCCCCGUGGACAGCCCCGACGACGCUGCCAUCAGCGAGAGCGCCAACCAGGCCUUCCUGGGCUUCACCUACGUGGCGCCCUCCGUGCUGGAGAGCAUCAAGGAGGGGUUCUCCUUCCAGCCCAAGGUGCGCUCCCCCCGCCGCCUCAACAGCAGCCCCCGCACCCCCGUCAGGUACCGGGGUACAGGCGGUGCUUUGGGGUGGGGGGCUUUGGGGUGGAGGCCUUUUGGGAUGGGGGCUUCAGAGUGGGCACCAAGGUGGGGACAGAGGACAGUGCUGGAGGUGCAGUGGGGGGUGUGCAUAGAGGGUGGAGGGGCUCAACCUGCGCCAUCCUGGGAAUCCAGAGAGACUGUGAGGGCAGUGGGGUGAGGGUUUGGGGUGCUUCGGGGUGAGGGAAUCAGGGUGGG
Ficedula albicollis (Collared flycatcher) is the source of this 1623-nucleotide messenger RNA. It is a transcript of the gene RPS6KB2, whose product is annotated as ribosomal protein S6 kinase B2. The transcript has 13 exons. The record is from RefSeq and is a predicted model, not a curated record. NCBI's taxonomy places the organism in Eukaryota, Metazoa, Chordata, Aves, Passeriformes, Muscicapidae. The coding region runs from base 209 to 1585 and encodes 458 amino acids. Gene Ontology annotation, molecular function: protein serine/threonine kinase activity; ATP binding. Gene Ontology annotation, biological process: protein phosphorylation; signal transduction.